AUGGCUUGUCAUACAAAAUUGCCCAGUAAGAUUCGCCUUGAAGAAGAGCUAGCUAUCAAAGGGGCUCAUUUGCUCGGUCCAAGCCUGGAGUCGAAAUUCGAUGAGCUUCGCUAUGAAAUAGUCAACAAGAUCGAGAAAGAACUCGUCGAUUCACAGAACGCGAGAGACUUUAUAUCGCAAAAGUACGACGAGCUGUGUAAUAAAAUACAAUAUUUAACCGAGUUGGAUGCCACCGUGACAGGCUUCAGGAGUGACGUGAAAUCGAUAGAGAAACACAUAGCGGAGCUUACAGCCAGAAUAGAUGAUAUCGAAAAGAGAACAAUAUGUAAAGAAUGCCCUUCGAUUACGUCUUCUAUGUUUUGA
This is a messenger RNA of Diatraea saccharalis (sugarcane borer), 363 nucleotides long. NCBI's taxonomy places the organism in Eukaryota, Metazoa, Arthropoda, Insecta, Lepidoptera, Crambidae. The record is from the annotation of a GenBank genome assembly.